Molecule: messenger RNA, 1215 nt
Organism: Pocillopora meandrina
Lineage: Eukaryota; Metazoa; Cnidaria; Anthozoa; Scleractinia; Pocilloporidae
Source: the annotation of a GenBank genome assembly
AUGAAAGCUGCCGUCAAACGUUACUGCAACGAAGGUCAUGAUAUUUUGUUGGCUCAAGACAUGCAGACUGCCCUAAAAGAAAGACCAGUACGAGGAACGACAGCAGGAGUAUUCUGCAUGAACGAUAAGUUUAUAACUCUGAAGUUAAAGAAGAUCCCUAAUUUCAGCGCACUGCACAAUUUUGAGUUUACCUCCCGUGGACUUCGAAUGUGGAAAGCUUUUAAAAUUGGAGCUGGUAAGCUAAUUGCAUGGAAUAACAUCAUAUUUUGUUUACAAGAAGCUACCUGCCUCAGCGAGGAUAAACUGUUUUUCAUAGUUUGAGCACGAGAGAUGGAUGAGACGACCGCGCACCAUGGGAGAGUUGACGAUGUCAGUGGCACCUUCGAAUGUCCCCAUCCCCAGUGCUCAAAAUAAUUCCUUAGUCGUGCAGAGCUGGAAACUCAUCUAAGUGUGACUGCAAAUCACAGCCCAGCGAAGACGGUACAGCGGGGCGUGUAUGACUAGUUACGAAUCGAUUGGGUUCAGUUUUUCCAGAACAUUUCACUGGAUCCCAAAAGAAAGUCUCGCCUCCAGAAAGAAGUUCAAAUGGAAACCACAACCGAGGUAAACUCGCUCCGAAUGGGUUGGGCGCUUCAAAAACUUAAAGGCGGCCAAACACGCUUCUCUGACAAAGUUCGCGGGUACUUACAAAAAAAGUUUGACAUUGGUCAAAAAACUGGGAGGAAGGAAGAUCCUGCAUAAGUAGCUAACGAUAUGCGCAAUGCACUCAACACCGAUGGCACACGAAUGUUAAGUAGAAUGGAAUGGCUUUCAAAGCUUCAAAUUCUGGGAUUUUUUUCGCGACUCUCUGCGAAGAGAAAGCAAUCAGAUGGUAAGGAAACCUCCGCCGUUGACGACGAGCUUGACGACGAUGAAGAGCUUGUUGAAGAGUAUGCCUCGCUAACAGAUGAACAAAUGCUCGAGAAAGCCAGUGUAGCCGUAGAGUCUGAAAUUGGUGUCAAGCAUCUAGUGAUGUAUGAUGUCUACAACCUUUGCGAAAUUGCAUAUGAAAAUAGACUUUUAUUUUCAAGGUUAAGAUGCUCAGGGAAAAGGGCAAUGUGCAAGCAUUUUGAAAUCCCAUCUAACUUAAGAGACACCAAAUCAAGUUUGGUUAAGGUACUAUCGCUAAUGGUUGAAGAUUGCUCAUGCAUGAAAGAAUCAAAUUACGCAAUGUAA